AAAAAUAAUUGCACAGAAAAAUUACAUCAUUUUGUUUAUUCUAUUUUAUUAUUAAUAACAGGUAAAAGAAUUAAUGCAACAAAUUGAAAAUGAUUGGAAUACUUUGAAAGAUAAUAACGAGCUUCAAAUAAUAUUUCGAUAUGCAAAAGUGGCAAAGCUACUCACUACAAGUUUAGCAACCUUGAUUUAUCUAAGUAUAUUCGCAGUUAUUUGUAAUCAACAUGUGCCAAGUUUUCUUGAUAUUAAAGCACCAUUAAACAGAUCUCAGCAAAACGAAUUAUUAUUUCAAGUUGAAUAUUUUCUCGAUCGUGAUAAAUAUUAUCACACGAUUCAAUUACACUUAGAUAUAGGGCUUAUCAUUGCAGCAAUGACAAUCUUAUCGACUGAAUCAUUUUGUUUAAUACUUGCUAUACACGCAUUUGGACUGUUUAAAAUAGCUAGUUAUCGUAUGGAACAUAUAAUCGAUAAAAGUGUGCCGAAUGCAUUUAUGAAAAAACAUUGCGUCUGUCAGGCUAAUAUAGUAACUGCUGUAAAUAGUCACAGGAGAGCAAUCGAAUUUUCCGAAAUUGUCAAAUCAACUUUUGCAAUACCUUAUUUAGCUUUAAUAUUACUUGGAGUGACUUCAUCGAGCGUAAAUCUAUUUCUGUUGUUUCAAGUCAUAAUGUCGGCGAGCACAAUAGAUGAUUUAAUAAAAUCUGUCAUAUAUGUCUUUUGUCAUUUCGUCUAUAUGUUCUCGACUAAUUAUGCUGGACAGAAGUUUAUAGAUCACGACGUUGAUGUCUACAACAAGAUAUGCAACAUACAAUGGUACAAUGCGCCGCUGAGGACACAAAAACAAAUACUAUUUAUCAUGCAGAAAGCCAUAAAAAAUUAUCACAUGGAUGUCGGUGGUUUAUACAGUCCAUCAUUGGAAGGUUUUACAGCGCUUAUGAGUGCGUCACUCUCUUAUUUUACUGUACUCUGUUCAGUACGAAAUAGUAAUAAUUUAUCACAAUGAUUUACUUACUAAGGUAGCGAAUUUCUGUACUGUUUUAAAACAAGUGUUGAGAUAGCAAAGGAUAAUGUUAUAUCUUAUGUAUCUUAGUUUUCUUAGUAUAUCUGUCUAACAUACGUAUCUAUUUAUUUUUGCGUAUAAUGCUAUGAUAUUUAUUCUUUAAUGGCAUAUACAGUGUGUCCUAAAACAUACGGGUCAGCGCUCGUAAAAGGGUAGAAGGAGUCGGGAUGAACAAAAAA
This is a messenger RNA of Monomorium pharaonis (pharaoh ant), 1233 nucleotides long. Its product is annotated as odorant receptor 63a. The record is from RefSeq and is a predicted model, not a curated record. Gene Ontology annotation, molecular function: odorant binding; olfactory receptor activity. The coding region runs from base 74 to 997 and encodes 307 amino acids. NCBI's taxonomy places the organism in Eukaryota, Metazoa, Arthropoda, Insecta, Hymenoptera, Formicidae. Gene Ontology annotation, cellular component: plasma membrane. The transcript has 7 exons. Gene Ontology annotation, biological process: detection of chemical stimulus involved in sensory perception of smell; sensory perception of smell.